AUUGGCGGAGCCGCACGCCCCUUUUGGCGCCGGGGCUCCCGAUUGGCGGGCUCGCCUUCGGGGGCGGGGCCUCUCGGCUGACGAGGAGAGAGCCCGCCGGUGCCUGGUACGCGCAUGCGCAGAAAGGGAAGCCUGAGGGCUUGUGGCGGGUCUCCUCUGAGGAACCCGGGGCUGGGAGCUGCCAUGGAGGUGGGCUCCUGCUUCAAGAACUACACGGACUUCUCCGAGCACUUUGCCGCCUACAAGAAGGAGAGCCGGCUCCAGUUCGGCCUCAAGAGCUGCGUCUCCGUCCGGUUCCACAACCGACAGAACGGGACCAACAUUCGAGAGGACAUCACGUUCAUGCGGGUGAAGUUUGCCUGCGUCCGACCGAGAGAACAUGGCAAGAAGAAGAAACCGCAGGAGGAGGAGGAGGAGGAGCCCCAGUUGUGCCCGGCCUACUUAGUCCUGCAGUACAGCGAGGAGCUGGACCGGCUUGUGAUCACUGAGCAGAACGGCAACCACAUUCAUGCAGAGCCCAAGGCCCCUUCCAUCAGCUCUGACCGUUCCCCUCUGGCCAGGCUGGCCGCCAGAAUGGCUGCUUCCAGAGCCUGCGGCAUCCCUCCGGCCAAGCUGCGCAAAGAGGAGCCUGCAGAAGUGGAGGCCUGCAACAUGGAGACCAGCCUCAGUGUGAAGGUCGAGGAGGACAGGGAAGCAAGCAUGAACGUUGAAACGGAUGCUGAGAAGCACCCGCCUCCUUCCCUUUCUCCUUCCAAGGAGCCAGAAGCCCCUCGGGCAGAUGAAGACAACAGGGCCAGCUCCUCUCUGGUCCACAUCAAUGAGGUGAUGAGGGACUUCCUGCGUGUGGACGCGGGCUCCUUGGCCUCGUUCAGCAUGGGCAGCACCGGCAAGGAGCUGGAGCGGCUGAGCUUCCAGACCAGCAAGAUGAAGGGCCUGUUCCUCCGGUUCCCCGAGAGCCUGCUGCUGCACCGGGUGCUGGGCUGCGGGGGCCACACGCUCUACGCCUUCCUGGUGGAGAGCAAGGACCGGGUGGCGAAGCUGGUGCACUUCGCCAUCCUGAAGGACGACACGCCGGAGAGCAUGCGCGAGAUGCUCUCCGUCUUCAAGAAGUUCAACUCAGAGGAGGGGCAGAAGGUCAAGGUGGUCUUGGUGGACGUGGCCUUCCUCCACCGGGAGGUCCUGCGGGAGCUCUUCCCCUCGGCGCAGGUGCUGCUCUCCGUCUACCACACAGUGCGGCUCCUGGAGCGCAAGCUGAAGAAGUCCCACUACCCCUCCAAGCAAGCCCUGAGGAUGGCCCUCCGGAAGGCCGUCUUCUCCCCCUCCAAGGCCAGCCUGGAGGCCCUCUCCCCGAUGGUCAAGGACCUGGUGGACCCGGGCCUGUACGAGCACCUCCAGGCCCACUGGUUCUCCUGUGAGAUGCUCUGGUACUUCCACGCCAAGAAGGGCCUCCACGCCUGCAGCACCUACAUCGACAGCCUGGAGGUCAUCACACAGAAGCUCUCCAGCCUCUUCAGCCCCAAGCUCUCCCUGGAGACCAGCAUCCUCCGCUUCGUGGCCUCCGUCAACGACUUUAACGCCAAAGGCCUGGAGAACCCGAGCCAGAGCGAUGGGCGCAGCAUCCUCAUGAAGGAGCUCAAAAUCAAGCCCCCGCCCCCCCUGAAGCGCAGGCCCAGAGCUGCCACGGAGCCAACAAAGCGCUUCCUGGCUAAAGCUGCCACGAAGCUGCCAAAGCGUUUCCCAGCCAAAACUGUUCCAGAGUCACCAAAGCACUUCCCGGCCAAAGCUGAAACGGAGCCACUCAAUCAGAGUGUUAGGCACAGUCCGGCCAAGCCGGUGGCCACCAUGCUGGCUGCUCUGCGGGAGACCUGCACGGACUUGGCCUACCAACUGUGCCUGAAUGAGUGGGACAUGGUGCAGAAGUCCACCCAGCUUGUGACACUCUCCACCAGGAGGAAGGCCACGGUCCAGCUGCUGGAGGACACACACCAGGUCAGCAAAGGCAGCCAGAGGUGCAGCUGCUUCUUCUCUUGCCGCUACCAGCUGCCCUGCCGGCACAUCUUGGCGGUGCUCCUGGCGAACCAGCAGGUGGUGGAAGAGGCCAUGGUGGCCAAGCGCUGGCAGAGGAAGUACCAGCACCUGCCUGCCUUGCGGGAGAACAUGCCGGAGGCACCCGGGGCUCCCAAAGGCAGCCUGCCAGCAGCACCGGCACCCAAGGAGCGGCAGGACAUGAUCCAGUCCCUCAGCAAGGAGCUCGGCAACCUGCUUCUGCAGAGCGAGGGGGAGGAGCUGGAGGAGCGCAGUGCCACCCUCAGGAUGAUCGUGAACAUCUGGACUAAAUGCUCCGAGCUGCGGGAAGAGGAGGGAGCGGCAGUGAAGCCCCUCAAUGUCCGGAAUGUGGGGGACCUCCCCUUCCUCUGGGUCAAGAAGGAAGAGAUGGAGGAAGUCGCAAUCUCCUCCGUAACUCAUGGCGCCACUUUGGGCACAAACCAGACUUCUGUGGCUUGAAAUACAUGCACCUCCUUUGGCCAGUUGGUCAGUCCGUCUGGUCAGGCUGGUCCUGGCUUUGGCCAUUCCCCAAGUCUGUCGUGGUCCUCCCCGAUUCAGGGAGCUCAGGGUUGCUGCUCCACACCUCAGCAAUAAAAGGGCCUCCUCCCCAUUGGCGCUGGCUGGCUCUCCAGGGCACCGAUCCCCAUACUCUAGUCCUUCAGGUGUUCAGACUUCAACUCCCUGAAGUCUCGGCUGCUUUGACCAAUGAUCAGGGAUUCUGGGAGGUAUAGUCAAAAACAUCUGGAAAACCAGAGUUUGGAAAAUACAGCUCUAGGGAGAUCUGCAGGUAGACAAAGGGCGGCGGGAUUCAUUCCAGGUCAGGAUGCAACUGAAGCCAGCAUUUCUUGAUGGCCAUUGAGAGACUCACAUCUGCAUCCAGAAGACAGACAAACAAUGGAGUGAGAGCCUUGAGGUUUUGCGAUGUCCAGCUGCGGACUUGACAAUCAGGGAAGCUGCUUCAUUAGGAGGUUUAUCCUUGGUAUUUUUUGUUCUGGGUAUAACUUGCUUCAUUGGUUUUUGUUGCCAGACUAAGGUGUAUUCUGCAUUCUCCAUUGUCUUGUUAUUUUAGCUUAGGUCAUUUUAAGGAAACCCACCUGGAAUGUUGAUAUUCUCUUGCGUUGUGUGGGAAGAACCACUGCACCCAGUGCAUGCAAGUGCUACUGUUUCUGUGUUUCAGCCCCAAUGCCCUGACGUGGAGGCAAAAUGCCCUGUUGGUGCUCUCAUUGCUUUCCCCGAAGCCUCUGCCAGAGGGGCAAGUUUUGCUGCUAUGUCCUUAAGUCCAAAUUAAUGGUUGAAAAUGCAGAUCUAACUCUUGAAUCCCUCCGGGGAGAGGGUGGGUUAAAAAUAGAGAUUAUUAUUAUUAUUGUUAUUAUUAUCUCUGCGGCUUCACUGCUGAAGUCAUUUUUUAGUUUCAUCUAUUUCCUGCAUUAUCUUGGCAAAGGAAUGCUUGUGGAUUUGUGAUGAAUAAAUUAUGCCAUGUUAAUUUAAAAGGGCUCUCUCUCUCUCCUUUAAGAAGGUGACCAGUUCAGGGGACUGUGGAAAAGGUCACUGGGGUGCAAUUUUGGCUCCCAAACCUCUUGUGUAGCUGAGCUGGACUCCAAAUGAGACCCGAGUCAUUUCUGGUUCCAAUAAAUCCCUUGAAUUCUA
Messenger RNA from Anolis carolinensis (green anole), 3693 nucleotides. RefSeq names its product zinc finger SWIM-type containing 3 (gene zswim3). The record is from RefSeq and is a predicted model, not a curated record. Gene Ontology annotation, molecular function: zinc ion binding. The transcript is spliced from 3 exons. NCBI's taxonomy places the organism in Eukaryota, Metazoa, Chordata, Lepidosauria, Squamata, Anolidae. The coding region runs from base 115 to 2505 and encodes 796 amino acids.